Messenger RNA from Octodon degus (degu), 4667 nucleotides. RefSeq names its product serine/threonine kinase 10 (gene Stk10). NCBI's taxonomy places the organism in Eukaryota, Metazoa, Chordata, Mammalia, Rodentia, Octodontidae. The record is from RefSeq and is a predicted model, not a curated record. Gene Ontology annotation, molecular function: ATP binding; protein serine/threonine kinase activity. The transcript has 19 exons. The coding region runs from base 256 to 3141 and encodes 961 amino acids. Gene Ontology annotation, biological process: protein phosphorylation.
CUCGGGGGCUGGGCUGCCCCAGGGCGCGGCGCCGGCACUGCGGAGGUGGCCCGGGGACCGCAUCGAGCGGGGCGGGAACGCGCUGCUGGCUUGGUUCCGGGUGCUCCCGCGCGGCGCUGGCCAGAGCGCACUUGAGCCAGGUCUGGCUGCAGGGAAGGGCGGGUCCGCCGAGCGCCGUCUCCGACCCCUCCUCCUCGGCGCGCCGACUGAGCCUCGGCUGGAGCUCUAGCCGGCGCCACCUCGCGCGCCCCAGCCAUGGCUUUUGCCAAUUUCCGCCGCAUCCUGCGCCUGUCUACCUUCGAGAAGAGAAAGUCCCGCGAAUAUGAGCACGUCCGUCGAGACCUGGACCCCAACGAAGUGUGGGAGAUCGUGGGCGAGCUUGGCGACGGCGCCUUCGGCAAGGUUUACAAGGCCAAGAAUAAGGAGACGGGUGCUUUGGCUGCAGCCAAAGUCAUCGAGACCAAGAGUGAGGAGGAACUUGAGGACUAUAUUGUGGAGAUUGAGAUCCUGGCCACUUGUGACCACCCCUACAUCGUGAAGCUCCUGGGAGCCUACUACUAUGAUGGGAAGCUGUGGAUCAUGAUCGAGUUCUGUCCUGGGGGAGCCGUGGACGCCAUCAUGCUGGAGCUGGACAGAGGCCUCACGGAGCCCCAGAUUCAGGUUGUUUGCCGCCAGAUGCUAGAAGCCCUCAACUUUCUGCACAGCAAGAAGAUCAUCCACCGAGACCUGAAGGCUGGCAAUGUGCUGAUGACGCUGGAGGGAGACAUCAGGCUGGCUGACUUCGGUGUGUCUGCUAAGAACCUGAAAACUCUGCAGAAGCGAGAUUCCUUUAUAGGAACGCCUUACUGGAUGGCCCCUGAGGUGGUGCUCUGCGAGACCAUGAAGGACACGCCGUACGACUACAAAGCGGACAUCUGGUCCCUGGGCAUCACGCUAAUUGAGAUGGCGCAGAUCGAGCCCCCGCACCAUGAGCUCAACCCCAUGCGGGUCCUGCUCAAGAUUGCCAAGUCGGAGCCCCCCACGCUGCUCAUACCCUCCAAGUGGUCAGCGCAGUUCCGGGACUUCCUGAAGGUAGCCCUGGAUAAGAACCCGGAGACGCGCCCCACCGCCGCGCAGCUGCUCGAGCACCCCUUCGUCAGCAGCGUCACCAGUAACAAGGCCCUGCGGGAGCUGGUGGCCGAGGCCAAGGCCGAAGUGAUGGAGGAGAUUGAGGACGGCCGGGACGAGGGGGAAGAGGAGGAUGCUUCCCUUGGGAAUGACACUCAGGACUCUUCUGAGGCAAAUCGGCUGAGCCUCAAUGCCAACAAACUCCAGGAAUCUUCUAUGCCACUGCCACCCAGCCAGCCUCAGGACAGUGUGAACGGGCCCUGUAGCCAGCCUUCUGGGGAUGGAGCCGUCCCAGCUGCCCACGUGCCAGAUGGAGCCCCUGCAAGUGAGAAUGGCCCAGCCGUGCCUGUUCCCCUCCGGAAGUCCCGGCCAGUGUCCAUGGAUGCCAGAAUUCAGGUGGCUGAGGAGAAACAAGUCACUGACCAGGCGGGGGACCUCAGUCCUGCAGCCAGCAGGUCCCAAAUGGCAGGCCAGAGCCGGCCCAAUAGCAGCGCCCUGGAGACCUUGGGCAGCGAGAAACUGGUCAAUGGCAGCCUGGAGCUCCCCACCCUGGCAGUGCCAGGCCCUUCCAAGAGGGCCUCGGACUCCGGCAGCCUGUCCACCUGUGGGAGCAUGGACUACAGCUCCUCCCUGUCUGCCGACCUGUCCCUGAACAGAGAGUCAGGCUCGCUGUCCCUCAAGGACUCCAGGCUGCACAACAAAACCCUGAAGCGGACCCGCAAAUUUGUGGUGGAUGGUGUAGAAGUGAGCAUCACCACCUCGAAGAUCAUCAGUGAAGAUGAGAAGAAGGACGAGGAGAUGAGAUUCCUGAGGCGCCAGGAACUCCGAGAGCUUCGGCUGCUCCAGAAAGAGGAGCAUCGGAAUCAGACCCAGCUGAGCCACAAGCAUGAGCUGCAGCUGGAACAGAUGCACAAGCGUUUUGACCAAGAAAUCAAUGCCAAGAAGAAAUUCUUUGACACAGAGCUGGAGAACCUGGAGCGUCAGCAGAAGCAGCAGGUGGAGAAGAUGGAGCAAGACCACGCUGUGCGGCGCCGGGAGGAGGCUAAGCGCAUCCGCCUGGAGCAAGAGCGGGACUAUGCCAAGUUCCAAGAGCAGCUCAAACUGAUGAAGAAGGAGGUGAAGAGCGAGGUUGAGAAGCUUCCCCGGCAGCAGCGGAAGGAGAGCAUGAAGCAGAAGAUGGAGGAGCACACACAGAAAAAGCAGCUCCUUGAUCGGGAUUUUGUAGCUAAGCAGAAAGAGGAUCUGGAGCUGGCCAUGAAGAGACUCACUGCAGAAAACAGGCGGGAGAUCUGUGACAAGGAGCGCGAGUGCCUCAGCCGGAAGCAAGAGCUCCUUCGAGACCGGGAGGCCGCCCUGUGGGAGAUGGAGGAGCACCAGCUGCAAGAGAGGCACCAGCUGGGGAAGCAACAGCUCAAGGACCAGUACUUCCUCCAGCGGCACGAGCUGCUGCGCAAGCACGAGAAGGAGCUGGAGCAGAUGCAGCGCUACAACCAGCGCAUGAUAGAGCAAUUGAAGGUGCGGCAGCAGCAGGAAAAGGCGCGGCUGCCCAAGAUCCAGAGGAGCGAGGGCAAGACGCGCAUGGCCAUGUACAAGAAGAGCCUGCACAUCAAUGGAGGAGGCAGUGCCUCUGAGCAGCGCGAGAAGAUCAAGCAGUUCUCCCAGCAGGAGGAGAAGAGGCAGAAGUCAGAGCGGCUACAGCAGCAGCAAAAGCAUGAGAACCAGAUGCGGGACAUGCUGGCGCAGUGCGAGAGCAACAUGAGCGAGCUGCAGCAGCUGCAGAAUGAAAAGUGUCACCUCUUGGUAGAGCAUGAAGCCCAGAAGCUGAAGGCCCUGGAUGAGAGCCAUAACCAGAACCUCAAGGAGUGGCGGGACAAGCUUCGGCCACGAAAGAAGGCUCUGGAAGAGGAUUUGAAUCAGAAAAAGCGGGAGCAGGAAAUGUUCUUCAAACUGAAUGAGGAGUCGGAGUGCUCCGUCCCUACCACUCCGAGCAAGGCCACCAAGUUCUUCCCCUACAGCUCUGCAGAUGCUUCAUAACACCCUUGCCCCGAGCUGGCAGGGAGAGUGGUGGGCCACAGGCCCUGCCAUCUUGUGAACAAGUGACUCCAGAGCCUCUUCCCCUCGCUCGAUGCCAGCGCAAAUCCAGCUCCCUGCUUUGUGGCACCCAGUGUGCACCACACACUGCCUGGUGACUUCUCACUUGCUUGUGGAGGGCGAAGUUACCUAUGUGGCACCUUCCCCCAGUGUGUCCUCAGUGAGCACCACGUCCCAUCAAGCUGCAGUGACCUGGGCUCUGAGUGGGGUCAGGGGCCAGGAGUGGGUGUGCUAUGGGCUUAGGGGACCUCCUGUUUGCCAAAGCACCAGUUUUGCUGUCCGUAGGCACAAAGCACUGCCGAUGAAGUCACCCUGGGUUCAGCUGUAUUGUGUCGCUUCGUUUUCUGGCGAAGCCUUGCAUUGUCAAAACUUUAGCAGCCCUUUCAGUUCCCAACAAAGCCAGGCUGACAGCCAGCUACUGCGGGGAUGUUCUUGUCCCCGUGGAUCCCCACUUUGCUUUCUGCUUAAGCCAAGGCUGUGUGCAUGUGGGGGAGGAGAUGAAGGAGCCUGAAAUGUUCGCCGUGCCGUUCUUGCAUUUUAGGCCAUGCCCAAUCCCCCUCCCUGUGUGUGUGUUCACGCUCACACACACACACACCCUGCCACAGUAAGGCUUGCUGUGCACUGAGCUGCGUGGUAGGUGGAGCAGUUGGUGAGCAAAAUGCUGGGUGUUGGCACAGAGUCCCAGGGAAGGCACAGGCUGUAUUGCCAGUCUGCAACUUGUUUUGGCCCCCCACAGGAUCAGGGAUUCAGGGAUAAACUCCUAGCCUUACAAGACUUUCACAGCCCAGCCUGCCCUGCCCGGCUCCUGCCACCCAGUGUGCGGGUGCGAUGGGAAGGACUUUUCCCUCAGCCUUGGGCCCUGUCCCAGAGUGCACCUGACAGCUCAGACCAAGCCCUGCAGGUGCCUGGCCUUUUCUGGAACAAAAGGCGUAGGGGUUGUAGGUGGCACAGGACGCUUCCUGCCUGUGGGAGCCUGGCUGAAGCAAAGCUUCUGAACUUCAGUGGACUCCUGGGCCCUCAGCGUCCUCAGCCAGCUUCCCCAGACACUGAUCUGACAGGCUGCAGAGCAUGUGUGACCCAAUAAAAGCGAGUACUCCAACCAGCUUCACCUUGAUUUCUAAGUGUUCUGUGAAAGCAAAUCUCAAAUGUAUGGCUUCUAGCUGGAUACAGGAGUGCAUAUGCCUGCCACCCCAGUACUCGGGCAGAUGAGUCAGGAGGAUCAUGAGUUCAAGUUCAGCUUGGACUAUAGUGAGACCCUGUCUCUCAAAAAAAAAAAAAAAAAAAAAAAAUUAUACAUUUAAAAAAUAUCUCUAGAUAUAUAGAGUGAGUGUGUGUCUACUUAAAAGCAUCUAUAGUGCUGCUACUGAUGGGCAUUACUGAGUCUAGUCACUGUUUUGUUUUGUUUUGUUUUCCCUUGGGUUUUGUUUUGUUUGUGACACUGGGAAUUGAACCCAGAACCUUCAUGCUGA